Molecule: messenger RNA, 615 nt
Organism: Medicago truncatula (barrel medic)
Lineage: Eukaryota; Viridiplantae; Streptophyta; Magnoliopsida; Fabales; Fabaceae
Exons: 1
Coding region: 1-615 (204 amino acids)
Molecular function (GO): RNA-DNA hybrid ribonuclease activity; nucleic acid binding
Source: RefSeq, a predicted model, not a curated record
AUGAUUUGGAACCAAAAACAUUUAGUUGCACAUGAUAUAUGCUUGAAUGUUAACUGGUUUUGGCAGAAGUGGUAUGCGGUCCAGGAUUUGCGUAACAAUGGCAGACAACAAGCUGAUAUUGACUUUAAUAUGAGGUGGCAAAUUCCAGAAUAUGGCAGACUUAUGUGUAAUGUCGAUGCUAGUUUCCACCGAGCUUCGGACAAAACCGGGAUAGGUUGUUGUGUUCGUAACAAUGCAGGUAUAUUUGUUUCAGCAUUAACCUCUUGGACGCGACCGGAACUGUCUCCACAUGAGGGUGAGACACUGGGGUUGUGGCAAGCUAUGUCUUGGGCUUUUAGUAGCGGCUUCCAAAAUGUGAUAUUUGAAACAGACUCCAAGAUGCUUGUGGAUGCUGUUCAUUCAGAUAGUGCAGGUAUUCCUAAAUUUUAUGUCAUUGUUUCUAAGAUUAGAGGUUUGUUAGCAUUACAUUACAACUUUGAGGUAAAGUUUGUUCGACGUCAAGCAAAUAUGGUUGCUCAUACCUUAGCAAAGGCAACCAUUUCAAAUGUUAAUCGUCAUGUUUAUGAUUAUGCUCCUCUUUGUAUUCAAUAUUAUUUAAGAAAUGAUAUGAGCUGA